AACUUCUAUGUUAGCUUAGCAAGUCCGCCCUCUCUGACAACCAAGUUACAACAUAUACUCAGAGAGAUAGCUAUGUUCAGUUCUACCAGACAGGCCCUUGGCAAUGGAUCCAAAAGAUUUGUUAGAUUCAAUUCAAAAAAAGCCACCGAUGAUGAUUUCUUUGCUAAUAUUUUCAAACGUGUCGAAGCUGUUACUACUAAGGUCGAAGAAAUGAAGAAGACCUCACCUCGUACACACUAUAAACGUUUUCAACAGAAAACUUCUGAAGGAUCUGGAGAAAACCGUCCUAGAUUUAAUAAAGCUCCAAGAUUUAUCAAGCCUGUGGAAGGAGAAGAACAACCCAGACCUAUUAAAACAGGAAACGCUGGGCAAGGAAAUACCGUAAGACCACGUUUCACCAAUAGAAGUGAUUCUCAGCCAACACCAUAUGUAAAUGGUGAGCGUCCUCAAUUUGUCAGAAGAGAUCCAAACCGUCCUGCGUUUUCUAGAACUCAAAGUGAUCGUCCACAAACUCACGAACCUAGACAGGGCCAACCAAGACGUCCUGCUUCCGGGCAACCUUCUUCUUUUAGAACUAGAAAUGGGGCUAAGGGUAAUAGAAGACAAGGGGAUGCUGACAGAAAGGAUGCACCAACUUUAUUCCCAAGAAUUGUAUCGAAAGAAGCUCAACCUCAUGCGUUAGCUCCUACCAUCAAUGCAGAAACCUUCUUCUACGGGAAGGUUCCAAGUUCAAACGCAACUGUUUCUGCAAGAAUUGCCUCUAUUGCCAAAUUGCAAUUGAUUAAAUCUAAAUAUCCAUUUAACUUACCAAAGAAUGUUAUUGAAUUAGCUCCAAGAAAAUUACCUGGUGAAACCAUCAAUCCAUUCAUCUUACAAAAUAACUGGAACCUUACUGUUGGUGGUAAAAGCUUGGCUUAUACCGUAAAGAGAGCCGUCAAGGGGAAAAUUGAUUAUGUUCAAACUGGCAAGGCAACUGGUUCAGAUGUUCAAUUUACUAGCGCUAUGAUCAACAAGAAUGCUAGUUUGGCAUUGAAACAGAAACAAGUGUUAUUUGAUGCUGUAAAUGGUACCAUAAGUCCAAGAUCACUUUUGGCAAACGCUUCCUGGAACAGGAAGUAGAUUAAUAACUCUGUACAUAGUAAAAUCUGAAUACACACAACCUAUUCCAUUAUGGUAUU
This is a messenger RNA of Spathaspora passalidarum NRRL Y-27907, 1178 nucleotides long. RefSeq lists its product as uncharacterized. Lineage: Eukaryota; Fungi; Ascomycota; Pichiomycetes; Serinales; Debaryomycetaceae. The transcript has a single exon. The record is from RefSeq and is a predicted model, not a curated record. The coding region runs from base 73 to 1119 and encodes 348 amino acids.